This is a messenger RNA of Drosophila grimshawi, 1550 nucleotides long. It is a transcript of the gene PheRS-m, whose product is annotated as probable phenylalanine--tRNA ligase, mitochondrial. The record is from RefSeq and is a predicted model, not a curated record. Gene Ontology annotation, molecular function: phenylalanine-tRNA ligase activity; ATP binding; tRNA binding. Gene Ontology annotation, cellular component: mitochondrion; cytoplasm. The coding region runs from base 95 to 1465 and encodes 456 amino acids. The transcript is spliced from 2 exons. Lineage: Eukaryota; Metazoa; Arthropoda; Insecta; Diptera; Drosophilidae. Gene Ontology annotation, biological process: phenylalanyl-tRNA aminoacylation.
UACUGAGCGCACGCGCAUCGAUAACACCCAUCAGCUGUUGUUUUAUAAUACAAGCAAUGCAAUACAUUGUUUUGCGUUUAACAAUUAAUAAGCAAUGCUAUUAACGCUGCGUGUGCAGGGCACAAGACUGUGCUCGAGUCGUCGUCGUCUGUUGGCCACCAGUGCAGCCGAGGAGGCCAAGAAGCUGACUACAACGACACCACAGCAAUUGGAGAUCAACGGAGGCACUUAUGCCACGGACAGUUGGACAAAUGUGACUCCAAAGAUAUUGACACAUCUGGGCUUGAAUAAACAUCUGCAGCGGGAUCAUCCGUUGGCCAUAAUACGUAAGCGUAUUGUCAACUAUUUCUAUGGCGCCUAUCGCAAUCAGCGUGGAAAUCCGCUGUUUUCCGUCUAUGAUCAACUCAGUCCGGUGGUCACAGUGCAGCAGAAUUUUGAUAAUCUGCUCAUACCCAGCGAUCAUGUGAGUCGCCAGAAGUCGGAUUGUUAUUACAUUAAUCGGAAGCAUCUGUUGCGUGCCCAUACAACAGCGCAUCAGGUGGAGCUCAUCUCUGGCGGACUGGAUAACUUUCUGGUUGUGGGCGAGGUUUAUCGUCGGGAUGAGAUCGAUAGCACACAUUAUCCAGUGUUCCACCAAGCGGACGCAGUGCGUCUGGUCACUAAAGAUAAGCUCUUCGAGCGUAAUCCCGGCCUGGAGUUGUUCGAGGAGACGUGGACGGGUUCGCUUGCCGAUCCCAAACGCAUUUUACCCUCAUCUAAGUGCAUGGAUCAGACCAAACAACCCUGCCACACUCUGGAGGCCGUCAAACUGAUGGAGCACGAGAUGAAACAUGUGCUGGUGGGUCUCACCAAGGAUUUGUUUGGGCCACGCAUCAAGUACCGUUGGGUGGACACAUAUUUCCCCUUCACCCAGCCCUCAUGGGAACUGGAGAUCUAUUUCAAGGACAACUGGCUGGAGGUGCUCGGCUGUGGCAUCAUGCGCCAUGAGAUUCUGCAGCAGGCUGGAGUCCAUCAAUCGAUUGGUUAUGCUUUUGGUUUGGGUCUGGAGCGUCUCGCCAUGAUUCUCUUUGAUAUACCCGAUAUACGGUUGUUCUGGUCAAAUGAUAGUGGGUUCUUGUCGCAGUUCAGUGAGGAGAAUCUUCAGAAUCUGCCCAAGUACAAAGCCAUCUCACAUUAUCCACAAUGCACCAAUGAUUUGUCCUUUUGGCUGCCAUCCAAUGUGGAAGUGAAUGCCGGCUUCUCACCCAAUGAUUUCUAUGAUCUGGUGCGCUCGGUGGCUGGCGAUGUUGUGGAGCAGAUCAGCUUGGUGGACAAAUUCAAACAUCCGAAGACGGGAAAAUCGAGCGUCUGUUUCCGCAUCGUCUAUCGGCAUAUGGAGCGCACUUUGACCCAGGCGGAGGUCAAUGAAAUACACAAGCACAUUGCCGACGCCAGCGUGGAAAGUUUUAAUGUGCAAAUACGCUAGUCUUUAAUUGUUUAAUUGUUUUUACCCUCAAAUUAGUUAAAAUAAAUUUACAAAUUUCAAACAAGAAAUUGAUCAAAUAUAAAAA